Zootermopsis nevadensis is the source of this 898-nucleotide messenger RNA. RefSeq names its product profilin chickadee (gene chic). Gene Ontology annotation, molecular function: actin monomer binding. Gene Ontology annotation, cellular component: cell cortex. The record is from RefSeq and is a predicted model, not a curated record. NCBI's taxonomy places the organism in Eukaryota, Metazoa, Arthropoda, Insecta, Blattodea, Termopsidae.
ACGUAUUAUCGCGAUAGCUAACGAAACAUCGUUGUAGAGAAAAUUACAGCAAAAUAUAUAUUUAUGUAGAUUAUUUUUAUGACUGCAGUAUUAUAGAUACAUAUCACUCAAGUAGCGGAGUAAUACAGAAACUGGACUGGAAGAUUGCGCACUAGUUCUUUCGUCAGCGGUAGUGUACGGGCAAAGUUGUGUGUGGUAUUUUGUGUGUCUUGACGGCUUAAAUAAUUUUGUGUACAUCAUGAGCUGGCAGGAUUACGUUGAUAAGCAGUUGCUAGCUUCUCGUUGUGUGACAAAAGCAGCAAUCGCAGGACACGAUGGAAAUGUGUGGGCGAAAUCCGAUGGAUUCGAAGUGUCCAAAGAAGAAAUUGCAAAACUCGUGCAAGGAUUUGAGAAGCAGGAUAUCCUGACGUCAUCCGGGGUGACGUUGGCUGGAAAUCGUUAUAUAUACCUCUCUGGCACUGACAGAGUGAUAAGAGCCAAACUUGGCAAAGUAGGUGUUCAUUGCAUGAAGACGCAACAAGCUGUCGUCGUCUCCCUAUACGAAGAUCCAAUCCAACCUCAGCAGGCAGCGUCUGUAGUGGAAAAGCUAGGGGAUUACUUAGUGUCCUGUGGAUACUAGAGAUAAUAUAUAGGACUGUUCUCCUGUGGUGAUAAAAGCAAAACGUCAGAAUUUUUUUUUAUUUUCUUGAAACAGCGAACAGUAAUGUGCAUCAUGGUUCCGGCUAAAAUGAUUCAGUUUGGGUUAAAACUCAUCUGGUGUAAUCUUGAACUGCAUUUUUUUUUCCUUAUUCUCAAUACCUUGUGCCCGGAUAUUUGUGACAAGCCGCGCUUGAGUGAAUGUCUGAAUUGAGGCAUUGAGCAUUUCAUGAGCUCCUCAAUCUUUUGAAUAGCCAGUUUC